AUGAGGGGUAUAUGGGCGCUUCCGGCCGUCUUGCGCAUUGCGCUCGCUAGCCAACAUGCAUUCAGCGUCUUUGACGACUUGCUCGCUUUCCCUCAAUAUGAGGUCUUGUGGCCGGAUACGUUCGUGACAGAAAACGAUGCGACAGCCCUUCUCUCCCACGCAUCGCCUAGCUCGAGUUCGGCGACGGCAGGGUCGCAGGAAACCCAGGAACUUUCGAAGCGCGAUAAGCCAGCGGCGGAUAUACCACCCGCAGAUGAUGCACUCGAGCAGACAUAUGAAGCAAUCGUAUUACACGGACAGCGAUAUCUAUGCAGCAUACCAACGAUACCAGAGAAAACCCUGCAAAACAGCACCACCUCUGCUGCAGAAGCCAAGGCUGAAGAGGAGAAGGAGCUUAUGCGAGCGACGGAUCGAGGAUGGGAGCUUCUUGAGGGUAUGCGGGGUAACUGCAUAUACUACCUAAGCGGCUGGUGGAGCUAUAGCUUCUGCUACAAGGACGAGGUCAAGCAGUUCCACCAGCUGCCGCCGGGUCGUGGCGUCCCUAUUUACCCCCCAGUGGAAGACACGAGCGUGCAUAGCUUUGUGCUUGGGAGAUAUCCCAAGGAAGAGAAGAACAAGAAAGGCGACGCGCGUAAGACGCUCGGAAGCGAACAGGGCAGCAAGGAGACUUUCGAUGAUGAGGAUCAUGUAAAGGACGACGACGAAGAGAAGGGCCUGGAAGUUCCCAGGUUAGAAACAAAGGGUUCAAGCAGAUACAUGGUGCAACGUCUGUCCGACGGCACAGAGUGCGAUUUGACAGGCAGGCCCCGCAAGAUUGAUGUUCAGUUCCAUUGCAACCCACAGUCCGCCGAUCGAAUUGCUAUGAUCAAGGAGACGAGCACCUGCUCCUACCUCAUGAUUGUUGACACACCACGCCUCUGCAACGAUGUCGCCUUUACCCCACCGCAAGAGAACCUUGCACACCCCAUUACCUGCAAACCCGUCAUACCAGAGUCCGAAGUCGAUUCGUGGACGGCUGCGCAGGCCUCCGCCAAGAUAGCGGCAGCUGAGCGCCUCAUCGCCACCGAGAAUGCCGAUGACGUCAACACCAACCCCAUACGCGACGCGACUGAUGGCCUUGAGGGCACUACGAAGCGCGGGCCCAUCAUCGGCGGGAUCGAAGUCGGUGCCAAGACGCUUGUUGGUACCGAAGGCAAGGUCAUCGAAAAGUCUGUCGUGGUCGGUGGUGGAAAGGAAACCUUCAUUGCCACGGUAGCCAGCAGCGAUGGUAAACAAAUGUCCAAGGAGGAGAUGAAGAAGUUCAACAUUGCCGAUCCCAAGGAUGUAGAGACAUUCAAGGUCAACCUGAAGAAGCUGGCUGGCAAGAAGGGGUGGAAGUUAGUUCUGGUUGACACACCACACGGCAGGGAAUUCCGAGGUAUUAUUGAUACCGACGAACAGGUUGGCGAGAAGACGAAGAAAAAGACUACGAAGAGCAAGGAUGAUGAUGGUGCAGGUAUGGGGAAAGAGAGGGAGAGGGAGCAGGCUGAUGAAAAGGGCGAAGAGGAAGAGGCUCAGGAAGGGAGUGAGGAGGUAUACAAAGAUGAGCUGUAG
This is a messenger RNA of Pyrenophora tritici-repentis Pt-1C-BFP, 1593 nucleotides long. RefSeq names its product PRKCSH domain containing protein. Gene Ontology annotation, biological process: retrograde protein transport, ER to cytosol; endoplasmic reticulum unfolded protein response. NCBI's taxonomy places the organism in Eukaryota, Fungi, Ascomycota, Dothideomycetes, Pleosporales, Pleosporaceae. Gene Ontology annotation, cellular component: endoplasmic reticulum lumen. The record is from RefSeq and is a predicted model, not a curated record.